Molecule: messenger RNA, 3171 nt
Organism: Toxotes jaculatrix (banded archerfish)
Lineage: Eukaryota; Metazoa; Chordata; Actinopteri; Toxotidae
Exons: 14
Coding region: 297-2063 (588 amino acids)
Biological process (GO): positive regulation of hippo signaling
Cellular component (GO): cytoskeleton; cytoplasmic side of apical plasma membrane
Source: RefSeq, a predicted model, not a curated record
UUGUUUUUCCAGCAGCCAGCACUGUGCUUAGAAGCAGGGAUUAUAACAGUCUUGGACGGGAAUUAUGGCAUACAGAUGGCUGCUCUCAUGUGAUGCCAGGUUUCACCCUGGUCAGCAGUAAGGGGAAUGUCUGAAGACGUCAGCCAGUGCUGUUUGGGCUGAUAGUAAACUUGUUUUGCAGAUACAAUAUGGACAAGCUGCCCUGGGACAGAUAAAAAGUGAAGGAUAGAGAAAGCAAGAGAAGACUGAAGCAGUUCAACAGAGAGAGUACUUAUCACAGACAGACAGAAGACAUUAUGUCCACCUCGGUAAAGCAAGAGAGGACUAUUUGUGUUCUCCUCCCCAACAAAGACCAGCUGGACAUCGCUGUCGGGCCAAAGUCCACGGGGCAGGAUGUUUUUAAUCGCGUCACAGAGCUUCUAGGAAUUAAAGAGCUUCACUUCUUUGGUCUCACAGUUGUGAGGGACAAUGAACACAUAUUUUUGGAUAUGGAGGAGAAACUGACUAAGUACUUUCCUAAGGAAUGGAGGCAAGAUUCAGGAAAGGCAUUACAGAAGAGACCUUUGCCUCUAGUACUCUGCCUCAAAGUGCAGUACUAUGUAGAGAAUGGUAGACUCCUUUGUGAACGAAAGGCACGACAUCUAUACUACUCUGAUUUGCGCGAGCGUGUGCUUCGCUCUGAGUGUCGUCAGCAAGAGGAGGUGUACUUCCAGCUGGCAGGCUACGCCUUGCAGGCUGACCUCGGUGACCACCCGCCACCCAGAGAGUAUACAGAGAUCACCCCUUACUUUGAACCCAAGGAUUACUUCCCCCCUUGGAUUGUAGCUAAGCGUGGAGUGAACUACCUCCUCUGCCAUGGGCCCAAAGUGCAUCAGGAGCUGUGGGGCAUGUCUACCCGCGAUGCCACCCUGCUCUUCAUCAGGGAGUCAUGUCGACUGGAGGAUGUUCCUGUCACGUUUUACAGACUGCAAAAGGACAAAAAGGAGGAGAGAGGAACAGCAUUGCUCGGUCUGACCCUGCGAGGAAUGCAGGUUUAUCAGGAGGUGAACAACAUUCGACAGCUGCUGUAUGACUUCCCCUGGUCAAACGUAGGACGUCUCACCUUCCUGGGUAAGAAAUUCGAGAUCCAGCCAGAUGGCUUGCCAUCAGCUAGGAAGUUGGUUUACUACACUGGGUCAUCGUUCCGCUCACGCCACCUCCUGCUGCACCUGAGCAGCAGCCAUCGCCUCUACCUCAGCCUCCAGCCUGCCCUCAAACACCUACGCCAGCUGGAGGAGAGCGAAGAGAAGAAGCGUUACAGAGAGUCGUACAUCAGCGAUGACUUGGACUUAGACCCCCAGGGCAGCGAGAGCAGCCCGGGUCUGUCUCGACACUCGACCAGCAGCUCUGGAAUCGAAGCCGACGCCCGCCAACACAGCAUCUCCACAGAGAUGGCCUCUAUGGACGAGGAAGGUCAACGGCAAGGAGAAAAGUGUUUUAGUUCAGCAGCCAGCCGUGGCAGCUCCUGUACCUCUGGGUUUGAUGCAGACAGCAAGGCUCGAAUAGAAGAUGAGGGAUGGCAGGAAGACGAGAUCAAGACCAAUGUUGGAGCUCCAAAGGAGGUUCUUGUGGAUGAUCCUGAUGAAAUGUUCCAGCUUGCUGAUCUCCUUGAAGGGGUGUCAGUGGAUUGUGCAGAACUCUCCUUAGACUCUCAUUCAUCAGACAACAAAGGGUCUCCCCCAGACAAUGAUGAAGAGCUUGGAAAAUUGCGCAACAAAGAAAUGUUAAAACAGCUUCUGAAAUCUAGGGCACAUGUGUGCGUGGAUCGGCACAGCCACAGUCUAGAUGAUGUUCGUCUGUUCCCCCCUCCAGCACCCCUGGGGACAACACUGCCGCCUGAUUCCUCUCACAGCUACACCUUUGGGCUCCCAGAUGUCUCAACAAACCCUAAGACCCCUGUUGAUCACAGUUAUUACCCCCUUUUGCUCUGCCAGGCCAAACCUUCAUUUUAUGGCCGCAGGUCAACCAACAGCCUCUCCCUGGACAUGUUAGGCGAUGAACAGUUCCUGGAAUUCAUACUUUGAAUACGUCAAGUGCUGAUGUCCACCAGUGCGCCUGUUCUCAUCCUUCAUUUAGGGCACAACUUGACUCAUAGGUCGCCAACACAUGAAUGUCUGUGUUUUCUGUGUGGUGAUGAUGACGACACUGAGGGAUGCGUAUGCUUCAAAAAGCACAGAGACGUUACUGAAAGUGCCCCCUCAUUCCUCUUAGAAAAGCUGUGGACUAGAAAUCUCAUUUCAGUCAGUGAACAGAGCAUAUUUAUUAAUGUUGUAUAUUAUGUACACACUACUUGCACUAUUUUAUUACAUUUUAUCUUCUUUGAGCAAAAAUAUUUCUAAUCAGUUUUAUUGUAUUUUGUAAAUGUCACGCUGUUAAAAACUCUGAAAUGUCUGAGUAGGUUCAUGUUGAGGGCAUAAAAUUUGACUUCAAAAUUUGAUUUUGAAAUUUUAAGGCAAUGCAGCCAUGUGCUACAUUUCACUUUCAUAAGAUGGGACUUACUUUCCUUUAGCCUUUCUUUUUUUUUUUUUUUUAACAUAAACGCUUACAUUUCCUUGUAUCUCCAGAAGCCAUGGUGCUAAAGUUUGUGUUCUGAUCUUCCUUUGUCCUCUUUUUUUUUUAAAUCAUAUUUUAUAAUGUACUCUAUUUUUGUAUAGUGUGCUCUGUCAUGCAUUUCCUAUUAGUCUGCCACAGCAAUGUAGCUGCUGGUGUGGAAAAUUGAACCUCUUUACAGCUGGUAAUGCAUUCAUCCAAAGCUUCCCCAUUCUAUACUCCCGCUUUUGUAAUUACAGCAGAAAAGUAUUAUUUGUAAAGCACUAUUUCUGUAACCAGCAAGUGUCUAAUGAAUCUGCAGUAUUUUUGUAUUAUAUAACCCCCAAACAAAGAGCCUUUGUCAGUUUUUUCCUGACAUUAUUUUCAGUUUUGUAAAUGACACUUGGUAUGCUAAAGAACUUAUGUUUUUAACCAGUUUGAGGUCACUGGAAAAGAAUAUCAGUCCUUUAAUUACAGAAAAACUUCUACACAAUACCAAUAAUGUAUGAAUAACUGACAGUGUUAAAUCACAAUACUGAACAAUUCAUUUUUAUCUAAAGCACUGUUUUUAUCAUAGUGAAAAUAAAUCCUUAAUACCGCUGA